AUGCUUCAGGAAAGGUCGACGGCACAAGACCUCCCUCACCACCACCCGUCGAUCUCUCUCUCAUUGUCCUCGCCGUCACUUGCGAGCACCAUUCGCACCUUUCGCGAGGACGAGACGCGCUCCAACAACGUGCCGGCCACUGCGGACGAGCAACUCCACUUUCGAGGCCGUCGCAAACAGGCCCCGAGCCCUCUAUCUUCGCCUCUCAACGGCGGAUCCCCAUUUCGCCCACGGCCCUAUCACGACAGUCCACGCUUCGACGAACCGCGCAGCCCACGCGAGAAGCUCGACGCCCUACUUGCAGAAGAGGACCACCACACCACGCCCGAUCCCAUUCGCCAGGCCAAACCAGCGCAUCCGCCAACACCUCCCAGCUUGCCCUCGUCUACCUUCUCCACCACUAGUUUCUCCACUACCGGCUUCCGCACGCCCACGAGGCCGUCUGCGUAUGCCCAGCUACGCCAGGUCUCGUCUCCCGCUCUCUCGUCCGCUGGCUUUUCUUUUUCCUCGUCUGCUGGAUUCUCCCCGCCAGCCUCGCCCUUCAUCAUGCCUCCACCGUCGCGUCCUAACCGGCCUGAGACGAGGCCGACGGUGCCUGUCCGCAACCCUUCGAUAGACUCGGCAGCAUCCUCGCUCUCGUCCACGGCUGCUCCUGGCGGCCAUGCGCCCCGCCCGUCCCAGGAUACGAGCACCGCAAAUCCACCAGAUAUGGCCGCCUUGAUAGCCACGGCCGGCUCGCCAGAGGCUGCCAUGCUCGUUCUAUGGAAGGAAAAGCAAAACACAUCCAGCCACAAUGCCCAGCUUUGGCGGCUGGUCGAAAAGCAACGGUCCAUGGUCAUUGGUCUGCAGAAAGACCUGGAGCGCGCAUUGAAGGACAAGGACCGCUAUCGCAGGAAAUUCAAAGAGUACGCCGAGCAGGCACCACCAGGUCCUGGCGCAUUACAAAAGUCCGACACCUUUGAUUCUGUCAUGGAACGUGAGAACAGCGCGUCACCAGCCCCUAGUGAGCCCAUUGACGAUUCAGCCAAGCUUGGCGACUCGAGGACUGUAGAGCACAAGACAUCGCCAUCUCCCCUGACCCAAGAACACCCCGCCCCUCAUAUCAUACCAGACUCCCAUCUAGCGACAUCGCCCUCUCAAUCCACCGCAUCCAACAACACUUCCGCCCUCAACUCACCUACAGACAACUCCGCCCAGCCCCAAAACACUGGCAUUGCAGGCCUUGGUCUAGAGGCAACACUACUACAACCUCCCACUGUUGCUGAACCGCCUGAACGCGCCCCGAACCCAACGACGCCCCCCGCAACUGCCGCUGACGCGACACCAGUUCCAGGUGAAUCCCAGCUCCAACCUCCCCAGAUCUCCCUCAUCCAUGCCACCCCAAUCGUUGGCAGCGAUGGCUUCGACUCGCCCUCACCAAAGCCUGUGCACCCUAUGCGAAAAGCCCCGCCAGCUCCCCUCAACCUCUCCAAGCCGAUGACGACUAGCGCACACCUUCACCAGGCUGUGCACGGUGACGACGCCGAGUCGGAUUACGACGACACACUAGAAGUGGAUGAGAUACCGCAAGUGGAGCGUGGAAGGAGGAAAACGCGUGAAGAGGACGAUAGGGUGCGCGAGGCUUUGUAUUCGCAAGACCAGGAGGCACGGAGCAAGUCGAAGAAGAAGAAUGAAAACCACAGCAAACAGGCUACCCCUGCUGAAACUCGUGGCAACGAUCAACAUCAGGCAGUGCCACCACCCCUUUCGUCUCGUCAGCUCGAAGCAUAUCAACCUACCGGCCUUCCACUUUCUCCUCGUCACCCGCCUGCAAGCUCUCUGAAUGCUCUGCUCAGCCCUGCAAACUCUGACAGUUCCAUGAUGGCCAACCGAAGCGUUGCAUCGCCCCUCUUGAGCCCCGGACUUCCGUCUAGUCCCCGACCCACAGACAGACCACUUGGAUCACCGCUGCCGAGAAACCCCAAGCCGUCGUCGUUGGCGUCACCACCCCUGUCGCCCAGCGUCAUGAAUCAUCCAGCAACGCGGACACUCCAGCAGAUGGUACCCAUUCCGCCGAACACACCACAGUCAUACCAGUCACCACCAACAAGUCAGGGCCAAAAGACUGCGCAGUCAAACAAGGAAUCAGCUACAGCCCUUUUGACAGUACCUGGUGCACACCCUAGUCCCGACUCACCAUCGAGUAGCCCUACAUUGAAUGAUAUCCCAGACGCAGAGCAUGUUUAUCGAGGUCUUGUUUCAGAUCAGUACCCGGGACUCUUGCUUCCGCCAAAUGCACUGCCUUCCAUCCAAGUCAAGGUUUUCUCGUCUCGUCUCCGACCAUCGCGUUUGAGCUUCUUAGCCCCGAAACCUCAGGACGAGGACCCUGUCUUCAUCCUCGCAAUCUAUGCCCGCUCAGACAACAAGCAGCUGUGGCGCGUAGAGAAGACGAUUGCUACAUUGCCUACUCUGGACUCUCAACUGAGAUCUAAUUGUGAUUUCCAAGGCCGACUCCCUGACCGUGCUCUUUUCGGAGGACAUGCCCCUGCAAAGAUCGAUGCUCGAAGAGUUGCCCUCAACCAGUACAUGGACACUGUCUUGGAGACACCCAUGAACGAAAAGACGGCCAUGAUUGUUUGCGAAUAUCUGUCUACUGACGUAAUUGGCGCGCAAGCUGGUGACAGGUUAGCCCCAGAGCCCACAGGACCGGCAUUGACAAUUCCAAACCCGAAAACAACUCGAAAGGAAGGCUACCUCACCAAACGCGGCAAGAACUUUGGAGGCUGGAAGGCCCGCUUCUUUGUGCUGGACGGCAGUGAAUUCAAGUACUUUGAAGGGGAGGGCGGUGCACAUCUGGGCACGAUCAAGCUGCAGAAUGCACAAAUCGGUAAACAAUCACAACAACAGUCUUCAAACUCAUCGCCCCAGCGAAAAGACGAUUCAGAGGACAAUCAGUAUCGACAUGCUUUCUUGAUCCUAGAGCCGAAGCGCAAAGACUCCUCAAGCUUAGUUCGCCAUGUUCUAUGUGCCGAAAACGACGAAGAGCGAGACGCUUGGGUCGAAGCUCUUCUGCACCAUGUUGAGAUACUAGAAGAAAGCUCCCCACAAGAAGUUCGUGCUCCCAGUGCGCCACGCGUUCAAAAACAACAGGCCAGCCAAGAUUCGACGCGGUCCCAGCGUAGGGAAAGCCCGGAUUUAGCAGAGCAAAGCCGCACACAGGGCAUCAGCUAUGAUGACACUGUUGCAGCCCAAGCUCCAGUCCACGGCCCCAACCAUCGCGAUACACUGAGGGAGAAGCCUUCGCGAGGGUCACCAAAAGACAAUGGCUUCUUGCAAGAUAUGUCCGGACAUUAUCCCUCCAUUUCUGGUCCUAGCAAUGGAACCCCUAUCAAGGACGCUGAAAGCUGGGGUGCUAAAUUGCCGUCAGGCCCCACGGCGGUCAAGGACAAAAAGCGAAGCAUAUUCGGAUUUAGAGGUCGCGGCUCAAACGAUCUCGUGCCUGUUCAAGUGCAAGCGCCACUGAAGCCCCCUGUCGAGCAACGCAUGCCUGCUAAUCGCAGCAUUUUCGGCAUUCCGCUCAUGGAAGCCGUGGAAUAUACCCAGCCUGACGCUCGUGUUGCGUUGCCAGCCGUCGUGUACAGGUGCUUGGAGUAUCUCCGAGCGAAGAAGGCGAGAAGCGAAGAGGGCAUCUUUAGGCUCAGUGGAUCCAACAUUGUUAUCAAAGGAUUGCGCGACCGGUUCAACAACGAAGGUGACAUCAAGCUCUUGGAAGGAGAGUACUACGACGUCCAUGCCGUGGCUUCGCUGCUCAAACUGUACUUGCGAGAAUUACCCGCCUCUGUCCUAACUCGAGAACUGCAUCUUGACUUUCUCAAGGUUCUCGAUAUGGAUGAGCGCAGCAAGAAGAUUCAGAGCUUCAAUGUCCUUGUGCACAGGCUUCCUAAGAACAACUUUGAGUUACUACGUCACCUGUCGUCGUUUCUCAUCGAGAUUGUUGACAACUCCGAGGUGAACAAGAUGACGGUGCGAAAUGUCGGCAUCGUGUUUGCGCCGACGCUCAACAUUCCAGCACCGCUGAUCUCGUUCUUCUUGACCGAUUUCACGGACAUCUUUGGCAUGGCACUCGACGAGGCCAGCUCACCCAUCCACGAGAUCCGGAAUGACUCGUAUGUGUCUGACGACGUGGCAAUUCGAUCCCCUCGUCGACAAAUGUUCUCGGAAGUCCCGACGCCUUCAUACAACGAGACGACAUUCAACCAGCGUAUGGAACGACCACCCCCUUCGUUUCAAGGUGGACGCAGUGCUCCAAAUUACCCACCCCCUCAACCCCCACAACAACAACAACAACAACAGCAGCAGCAGCAGCAGCAGCAGCAACGGUAUCACCAGAGUCAACAAAGUGGUUAUGAAUCCGGUUUUGUGUCCACGCGGCCGACGUAUGAAGCGCCACCUUACGAGCAGCCAUACCGUCAAGGAGAGGGCUAUGGUAGCCUAAAUGGUGCAGUACAGAGUAGCAGUAGCCGAGAGCAACGGCAGCGGAAACGCGAGAGUGGCAUGCUACUCAUGAACAUGGGCAUGGGUGGACACCGCAAAGGGUCGAGCAGUUCGGGCACCAGCAACUAUCGUGGAGAGGCACGGAUGGAUGGGCGAAUGAACGCUCGACACAACCCUUUAAUGGUACGGGAAGAGACGGCAUUUGACUGAGCAAGACUCUGGUCUUUUAGACACAGGAUUGUGUCGCAAUCUACAGACACGUUGUCUAAUUUUUGAUUCUUAAUUCAGGGCCACGGACUGGAUGUGUGGUUGUUUGGAUGGACCAUGUACAGAAGAGCGGACGAUAUUUGGCGUUCUGGAUACCCGCCUGCUCGCUGCAGGCAACUGUAUAUGGUUUCGGCUUGAGCAUUGCAGCGGCGUCGUUUAUGUUUUUGUUUUCUUUUGCCGAGAUAUCCUGAUUAUUUAUUUUUAUAGUGGGUUUUGGUUUGCUUCGUAGCGCGGCGCAAGUCGGAUUCCAGCGGUCCAGGGCACGUUCUGGAUGCAGUGCUGGGAUUUUGGAUUUGUACAAGUUUCAAUAAAACUCGAGUUAAAUUCCA
Molecule: messenger RNA, 5069 nt
Organism: Pyrenophora tritici-repentis Pt-1C-BFP
Lineage: Eukaryota; Fungi; Ascomycota; Dothideomycetes; Pleosporales; Pleosporaceae
Source: RefSeq, a predicted model, not a curated record